UGGUGAUGGCAUUGGCAAUAUAAGUGACUGACACAAUAGCUAAGUGUGCAGCCUGGUAUACACGCGCGGCUCUGGGUUAUAUGAGUAAACAGCAAGGACGCGUGCAUUGAAAGCUUUGGAGUCAGACAGGCACCGAUAAGAGAAAGUGACCGAUAAACUGUAGUGAUUGCUUACGGGGCUUUUUGAGUACACGUUCUGCCAGUAACCAUGGAAAGCGGUGGCAAUAUCUCGGAUUAUCUUUAUCAGUUCUCAAGUCUGGCGAUGUCAAAUAGCAGUGUGUUUUGCCAAAACUUCAGCAGCAACACCACUCUUUUGGACACUAACAACACAAAAUGUGACAGGACAGCUGAUCUGAACAAAGGCUCAACUCCCGUAAUUAUUGCCAUCAUCAUUACUGCGCUUUACUCAAUUGUCUGUGUGGUAGGACUGGUCGGCAACGUCCUCGUCAUGUAUGUCAUUAUAAGAUACACCAAAAUGAAAACGGCGACAAACAUCUACAUUUUUAACCUUGCCUUGGCCGAUGCCUUGGCCACAAGCACCCUGCCCUUCCAAAGUGUGAACUACCUAAUGGGCACCUGGCCUUUUGGGGACGUCCUCUGCAAGAUAGUGAUGUCCAUUGACUAUUACAACAUGUUUACAAGUAUCUUCACACUGACCACUAUGAGUGUUGACCGCUAUAUCGCCGUGUGCCACCCUGUGAAGGCUCUGGACUUCAGGACCCCGCACAAUGCUAAGAUCGUCAAUGUCUGCAACUGGAUCCUCUCCUCUGCUAUUGCUCUACCCGUUAUGAUCAUGGCCUCCACCGGCCUUACCCCACUUGACUCCCACAGCAGCUCAGCACGUGUCAUUGACUGUAUUAUGGACUUCCCCCAUCCCUCAUGGUACUGGGAGAACCUCCUGAAGAUCUGCGUCUUCAUCUUCGCCUUCAUCAUACCUGUGCUCAUCAUCACAGUGUGCUAUGGCCUGAUGAUCUUGCGGCUGAGGAGUGUGCGCAUGCUUUCUGGCUCUAAAGAGAAGGACCGCAACCUGCGGCGCAUCACACGCAUGGUCCUGGUCGUUGUGGCUGUCUUCAUCAUCUGCUGGACCCCCAUCCACAUCUUUGUUAUCAUCAAGGCUCUGGUCACCAUUCCCAACUCGCUGCUGCAGACCAUCACGUGGCACUUCUGCAUCACCCUGGGCUACACCAACAGCUGCCUCAACCCCGUGCUCUAUGCCUUCCUGGACGAGAACUUCAAGCGCUGCUUCAGGGAGUUCUGUGUGUCCAGCCCCUCGGUGUUGGACCUGCAGAACUCCAUGCGCUCCACACGGACCCGUAACCCCCAGCGCGAGGCCCAGUCCAGUCCUACGGCAGACCGAAUGGACCGGCAGGUAUGACUAGCACUGGAGAUGUCAUCACUGGAUUCUCGCUGCCAGCCCAGUGUUGACAUGAACUCAGAACUCACCCAAGUCACCACUGGUCUCUGACCCAUGGCAGUGGAGAUUUUGGCCAGCAAUUGGCAACAUUAUGUGCUAGGGCAAGAAGUGCACCAAAAAAGGACAUUUUGCAUUUUAGUAACACAGAGUGACUAUUGAGACUGAAUAUGUCCCACAAAGCAUAUCCAUCCAACUUCACUCAAAUUGAGCUGAGGUCAGCACUUUCGCACAACAUGAUGAUACUUUGCAUGACAAUUCCUGAAAUAAGAUGAGCCUCUGUAAUUGGUUUUUGACAUUGAGUAGCUCUUCAUCCAAGAACAUUGAUAUUGCAAACCAAGUGGCCAUUAAUCUUCAAAAAGCUUUAAACGUCCUCAUAUGCUAUACAGAAAAUGUUGUAUUUCUACUUUGCUUUGUCACUGGCUGUUUUAUUUGACUCUGUACAAUUGAAGAAGUACUAAAAUAACCUCUUUCAUCAUAUUCAUUUGUGUCACGGUGGAGUCUGUGUGAGAGCCUCUGUUCCAGAUUUUCCAGACAUCACAGCACUGGCACUAUCUACACACAACAAGCCAUAUAACAACCCAUUCAACCAAGUCAUACAACAACCCAUACCUGUUCUGUAUUAUAGACUGUAUUAUAGACUUACCAAGCCUAAUUAAACCCCCUGUUUGCCGGUUUGCGGUUCUAACACCUUGCCAGUUAGCCCUGUGCGUUGUCUCUGAGCCUUUCAUUUCUCAUUCUUAUUCCUAACUGUAUAUGUUUCAUCUGGUUUUCGGUCCUUUUUGCAUAUGACAAACUUCUUUCAUUUCUGUCUUUUAUAACAGUGCUGUAUACUGAAUUAGCCCUAAUAAAUAAUUCACACAUGCUCCCUACUAUUUCCCACUAUUAUACUCAAGCUCCUUUUAUUACUAUAAAUAUAUAUUAAAUAUGCAUUCUGAAUAAUCUUUAUAUAAACAACCCAUGCUUUAUAUGUGCCAAAAUGUGUUGUCAUAAAAUUACAGUUGAGUCAUAUGACAGAGGAAAUCUGAUGUCUGAAAGGGCAUUACGUAUGUAAUUCUCUUCCAGUUAGCAUUGUAGUGUUUUGUUCAGUUUAUAAAUAGAUUUGACAUGCUGUCAAUUGUACAAAUAAUAUUGCUGUUAGACUCAAAUGCGUUUUGUGCUCGUGUUGCUUUGGAGCAGUUGCAAAAUAAGAAUUCAAAUAUAUAUGUAUGUGAACAAUUCAUUGUUUGAAAUGACACACAUUGUUCCAGUUACAAUAAAGGCAAAAAUUAGAUGUUGCUAAUAAUGCAGUUAUGCUUCAGUGGAGACAAAAAUGUAUUGUGUGUGCAAAUCUUUUAUUCUUCUGGACGUUCUAAUGUGAUUAUGUGUAAUUAGUGGUCAGACUUUCAGCACUGGGUCAUGAAGAGAACGUUUUGUACUCUGAAUUGUCUUUGUCAGAAUUGAAAAUCUGCAUGAUGACAUUGUGAUCUGAGUAAACAAGAUCAGGUCAUUCCUCAUUUCUGAGAAGGAAACAUUUCAGUUCUUAUUGGACUUUUUCUAUAUUCAG
Electrophorus electricus (electric eel) is the source of this 2956-nucleotide messenger RNA. RefSeq names its product opioid receptor, mu 1 (gene oprm1). Gene Ontology annotation, biological process: sensory perception of pain; neuropeptide signaling pathway; G protein-coupled opioid receptor signaling pathway. Lineage: Eukaryota; Metazoa; Chordata; Actinopteri; Gymnotiformes; Gymnotidae. The record is from RefSeq and is a predicted model, not a curated record. Gene Ontology annotation, molecular function: G-protein alpha-subunit binding; G-protein beta-subunit binding; beta-endorphin receptor activity. Gene Ontology annotation, cellular component: neuron projection; plasma membrane.